ACUGAAAUGAUGAUGGCGCCAUUAAAUCUCGAGCUUUGUUUCCGUUUAGCUUUUCUCGCUGUACUUCUACCUCUGGCUUCAGGGGCUUGCGUUGAUUUAGAUCUUGGAAUGGGAAGGGAGACGAUUCCCAACAAUGAUAUUACUGCUUCUACUGUACAAAGUGUUGACACACCAGCCCAGAAUGGUCGACUGAACUACACAUCAGGAUCGUCAUGGUGUGCAGGAACAAGUGAAACUAACCCAUAUCUACAGAUCGAUCUACAGACACUUCAUAUCAUCUGUGCUGUGUCUUCUCAAGGAAAUUCUCAAGCAGAUCAGUGGGUGAAGAAUUACACACUACAAUUUUCCAUGAAUGGGACAACCUGGAUGGACUACAAGGAAGGUGGACAAAUCAAGGUUUUAAGAGGAAGUAAUGACAGGAACUCAGAAGUGAAGCAUGUUGUUUAUGGAGUGUUAACAAGAUAUCUGCGAUUCCUGCCAAAAACUCACCAGGGUGCAGUGUGUAUGAGAACAGAGGUGUUUGGAGAAAAAAAAACACCCACUUGUGAUAUGAAUGCCAUUGGUUUGGCCAAUGGUGGUAAAAUUCCAGACGGCAGCUUUACAGCCUCAUCAAUAUUUGGUGAUUGGGUUGGCUAUGCAGCUAAAAAUGGUCGACUGAAUAAAGAUAAAGCAUGGGCUCCCGAGACAGAGGACAAUGAUCAGGACUACCUACAAAUUGAUCUGCUAUAUGAGUAUAUUAUCUGUGCCACAGCCAUUCAAGGAAAUCCAACUUCUAAUACCCAAACUAAAGAAUGGACUACACAUUACAAGAUUCAGUUAUCUCUUAAUGAUACCACUUUUGACACCUACAAAGAAAGCAAUAAUGACAAGGUUGGUAACAUGUAAAGGUCACAAACAUGAAUGCCUAAAAUUUGCAUCUGGUGCACUCUCUAAACUUUUCGAGCCAAGAGUAGGCCCUUACCGAAUGGACAGUUAUGUAAAGUAUCUGCAACUAUCUGUCUCGUAUCUGUUACAGUACGGCACAAUGUCUGUAAUGGUGUUAUUCAUAUCUGCAGCAUAUCUGCAAUUAUAUAUGUUUACAGUUAUUUCACAGAUAUGUAGGGACUUCUUUCAAAUAUCUGCAAAGUAUCUUAGGAAAUUGACAUUUAUUUAACAUAUAUGUAGGUGAUCAAACAGAGUGAGUUAGAAAUCAAGGACCCGGCCAUCUUUUAAAUUGUCAUCAUAUGCCAGUAAUGAUAUUUGAAUUUGCCCUACUAGGAGACCAUAAUUUAUUUGAUUAAAAGCUGACCAAAAAUUGAGUGUCCAAGCUACCAAACUUUUAAACAAUUAAUUGUGUAAAACUACUAAGAUCUCUAUGGAAAAUAGCAUAUUGAUUGAGUGACAUGUAAUAGUUUGCAAAAGGGGUCUUCUCAGCCAUGUCUUUAAAAAUCCUCUUUAUUGUGGUAUUUAACCUUGUGUCCUUCAACAAGAACUGAUUACAACUGUAGGGUCCAGAAAUAAAUUCACACAACCAAUUUUCUAUCUGUACAUCAAUUUACUCGCUUUGCAAAUCUAACAUGAAAACAGGUCAACCUUUUAAUAAACAAGUGGGUCAUUGUUUUCUUCAAAAGUGUUUAGCUUACUUGGAUCAGCUGUCCCGCCGUUAGUGAUCGUCAACUAAACCUAUAUCUGGAAUUAUUUCAUUACUGUUCGGUUCUUCUACGUUUCAUAAAUGUGUGAAGGAAGUUCUUCAUGAUUUUGUACUUCGACGCAAUCCAAAAGUUAGCCUGAAUCAAAAACUAUGUCCUGCAGUGUGAAUCCUGACCAUCCAUUUUCAGCUGUUCAAGAAUUCGAAAUCAGCGAUCCAUUUGAACCAUCGAUGUGAUCUUCAAAACACAGUGCAGUUAAAAGAGGGGUUGGUCUGAAAUUAUUACAGCUUGGAGCUUCGAUUAAAGCAUUCCUCACAAGACAACUCAAGCUUUGGUAGCAAAGGAUUUGCAACGCAACGAAUAGGUGUUGAUACGCUUGCGUUUCUUUCAAUCAGUCCGUUUA
Messenger RNA from Stylophora pistillata, 2031 nucleotides. RefSeq names its product protein sidekick-1-like. NCBI's taxonomy places the organism in Eukaryota, Metazoa, Cnidaria, Anthozoa, Scleractinia, Pocilloporidae. The record is from RefSeq and is a predicted model, not a curated record. Gene Ontology annotation, molecular function: protein binding.